Molecule: messenger RNA, 1350 nt
Organism: Trichoderma aggressivum f. europaeum
Lineage: Eukaryota; Fungi; Ascomycota; Sordariomycetes; Hypocreales; Hypocreaceae
Exons: 2
Coding region: 1-1350 (449 amino acids)
Source: RefSeq, a predicted model, not a curated record
AUGACGACCGACUACGAAGGUUCCGCCCCCGCGGGCCGAGUUCUGUCUUCGGGCUCGACCGCCAGCCAACAGGCGGGGAUGUUUCCGCACGGCCACCUGGGUCAUCUGAACUCUCAACAGGAGGAGGCGCUGGGGCGGUUCAAGGCGCUGCUGCAGGAAAAGGGCCUGUGGCGGCCUGGCCCUCCGGCGUCUCACGAUGACCAGACGCUGCUGCGGUAUCUGCGCGCGAGACGGUGGAUCGUGGAGGAUGCGUAUGGCCAGUUCAAGGACACCGAGGAAUGGCGGGCGGCGAACAACAUCGACACGCUGUACCGGACCAUUGAGCUGGAUGCGUACGAGCAGAGCCGGCGAUUGUAUCCCCAAUGGACCGGCCGCCGUGACCGCCGCGGCAUCCCCCUUUACGUCUUCGAGAUCCGUACCCUCGACUCCAAAACCAUCGCCAACUAUGAGAAGCAGGGCGCCAACAGCACCUUUUCACAGGCCAAGACGGACGGCAAGACGCCUCCCGGCCUGCUGCGUCUCUUCGCCCUCUACGAGAACCUGACGCGCUUCAACCAGCCCUUUUGCACGCAGCUGACGGAUCGCGACCACGCCGACGUGCCCGUCACCAUGAGCACCAACAUUGUCGACAUCUCCGGUGUCGGCCUCAAGCAGUUCUGGAACCUCAAAAGCCACAUGCAGGCCGCCUCGCAGCUGGCCACGGCGCAUUACCCGGAGACGCUGGACCGCAUCUUCAUCAUCGGUGCGCCCAUCUUCUUCAGCACCGUCUGGGGCUGGGUCAAGCGCUGGUUUGAUCCCAUCACCGUUUCCAAGAUCUUUGUGCUUGCGCCCCACGAGGUCAAGCCCACCCUCGAGGCCUUCAUCGAACCCAGAAACAUCCCCAAGAAGUACGGCGGCGAGCUCGACUACACCUUUGGCCAGCUGGGAAUCCCCGACCCGGCGUGGGACGGCGUCAUCCGAUGGGAGAAGGGAUACAACUCGUUCCCCAGCGGCCCGCUGCUCUGGGAGGACGUCCCGGGCGAGGAUAGACUGGCCUGUGUCCGUCUCGGUGCGGAGAACGGCAAGGCGAAGCGAGAAGUCAUCUGCACGCUGCCCAGGACUUUUGGCCCGGCCGAGAAGUCUUCAGAUGAGUCGACUGCCACGGAGAGCUCAGCUGCCACCACCACAAACACCGCCGCCACGACGAUCAACGACGCUUCCGAGGGCACCCAGACCUCGGAGGACACCCUUGACGAUGCUACCCAGACCGACGGACCCGCCGAAGCCAUCGAGAAGCUGAAGAUUGACGAAAAGGCUGAUACCAAGGCGACCGAGGUCACUCCCAUGGCUGCUGCCACCGCCGCUGCAUAA